AUGGGUCCUACCCUCGUGCCCGUCUCUCUGAGCCCUCUGCUGGUGACCCCGCGGGCUUCGCGGCUCGCGCGGCCCCCAGGGGGCGAAGGCUCCGACUGCCAGAAGGAGGACUACGGGGCAGGGCAAGGGUCGCCCGCCGCCUCGUUGUCCGCGGGGUUCUCGCCGGCGUCGCAGCGCCGUCAGCUGCUUUCGACGUUUACCGCGGUCUUCCCGCCAGAGUGCACACCGAGGAACACGGCGCCAUACGGGAGCUCUGCGCGCGCCUUGAAGCGCUCAACCUCUGCGCCGCUCCUCCUUGAGGCCGCCUCGUGCUUGGCCGCGUCCCCUUCUCACUUUCGAGACCCCCGGGCGACGCCUUCGAUUCGGCGCGCCGGCAGGUGUCGGCCUUCUCGCCUCGAGAGCGCCAGCACUGUCCACGCCACCCCACCUCUGUCUCCUGUCUCCGCGGGCACCCCGGGCUCCACGCCCGUGAGCCCCAGCACGAUCGCAGCCGCGGCCGAGGCGACGGCGCCUCACGCCGAGCGCGGGUCUGCCGGCGCGGCGGGCGUGGCAGAGGGCCUGUUCGACCGCGCGCCCCACGCCUCGGGGACGGAGACGCCGCGCGGGCCGAAGGAAGAAGGCCUGCUGUCUCCGCUCCUGUCUCCGGCGGCUCCCAAAGCGAAGCGCCGACGGCUCGUCCUCGCAGAGACGCAGUCGCGGGACUCGUCCUCGUCUUCGCCGCUGCACGGCGAGAGCGAGGCCUCGGGCGCAGCCACGCCGCUGCAGACUCCGUCGCGCAGACCCGGCUUCGCUGGGCUCCAACCGGACUUCUUCUUGCAUCUGCAUCAGUGGCGGUACCUCCCCGUUUCGCCGGCCCCUGCAGUCCGCGGGCGCUGCGCCGCAGGCGCAAGGAGCGACACAGAGUGUUUCGGGCUUCCGGGGCGGGAGCUCGCCUGCGCGGGCGGUGCGCGAGACCAGUGCCUGGGCGUCUCGGAGCCGGUCUGGAGGCAGCCGCGAGGGGGACGCGAGUAUGCAGGCAGGCUCGACAGCCGACACGCGUCCGCGGAGGGCAGUAGGGCGCUUGAAGGCGCGGCGGACGCGAAGGCAGACGCAGGCGCGUCGCGUCGCGCCGCCGAGGAGAGACACGCAGGGCUCCGCGGCGAGCGAUCGUGCCUUAGCCGGCGACGCGUCCGCGACGAGGAGAAGGACGUCGUGGCGGACGCGGCAGAGAAGAAGCCGCGACAGCGGGGAAGCGCGGACGACGCACGUCCCAAGCCUGAAGACUCACAGAGCAGUGGGCGGCAUCAAGGCCCCGCAGAACGACAGGUUGAAGUGGAUGCCUCAGGCAAAGCAAAAGUGACCCUCUUGCUGUCUGUUCCCUCUUGGUACUCUCUCGCGAAAGCCGUUUGCAGCUACGGCUUCUUCUGCAUGGAGCCCAACAAGUGGACGCCAGCUGCGUCUUUGGUCUCCGAGGCCGCCGCUGCAUGUGCGGACGCCGCGAAGCAGGUUCCGAAACGCGGUCGGCGUGAAAUCUCUUCUUCAGUUGCUCUCGAGGUUGCGCGGGACACGGUGGGAUUUGAGGCGUCGCAAGCGUCGCGCCUCGUGUCCGCCGCCAGUGCUGGAAGCCCCGGGGAAGCACAGGCGUUUGGAGAGAGCUGCGUUCGAUCUGUACAGAGCCAUGGGAGACUGACGGCGGCGCCUGCCUCCUCGCACUUCGAGAACGGCGACGCGGCGGGCCCCGGCGAGGCCCCGCGGGUGAGCCCCAGAGCCUCGCGCGGUCGCAGGCGACGGGCGUCCGCGAAGUCGGCCGCCGUAGAGAAGGGCGAGUCCGGUAGAUGCAGCGAGGGUGGCGUGAUGAGUGGCGAGCAGACGAAGGCCGCAGCCGACCGUUUUUUUCUCCCGGGAACGUUCUCGCGUCCUCUGCGCUUUGGCCCAUUUAUGGAGAAAUGCUGCCACGUCACUUUCGCUAUGAAGGACGUCGGCGUACUUAGGCUGGAGAUCCUCGCAGACGCGCCGUUGGCGCCCGAGGAGGAAGACGAAAUUCUCAGUCAGGUGCGGCGCAUGUGCCGGUUGAGUGAAACAGACUGGCGACACGCUCAGGCGUUCUGGCGAUUGCAUCCGGAGGCGGCCGAGAGGGGUUUCGGGCUCCUCUUCCGCAGCCCCACUCUUUGGGAAGACAUUGUGAAGACAGUCACGAUCUGCAACGUCCGGUGGCGCCAGAGCUGCGUGAUGAACGAUCUUUUCUGUCGGCGGAUUAGUUCAAUUCCAGGGAGCUUUCCGUCGCCUCUCGACUUCCUUCGCUUCAACGCACAGGAUCUCUCGCGCCUUGCUGGCGUGGGAUACCGCGCGGAUCGCCUUCUUCGACUCGCGCACCGCGUCGUGGACGGCAGCCUGGAUCUCGCAGAGCUCGAUGAAGGGCCGCCGCCCCCGCCAACGGAUUCACAAGGAUGCGACGGCGUUUUGGGGUCUUCAGUCUCUCUGUCUCGUCUGGCUGCGCCCGCGUGUGCCGCGUCUCUGCCGAGCAACGGGGUCGCCAGGGGCGCGCAGGGGGGUGGAGGCAGGCGGAAGAAGAGAGAGGAGAGCGAACCGAGUGAAGACACAAGCUACCAGGACGAGCGCAAGUGGCGCUUGCUUUCCACUCAGGAAAAGCUGCUGGCGAUCCACGGGAUCGGGCCGUUCGCCGCGCACAACAUUCUUCAGCUUAUCGGCUUCACCGAAGUCGACGCAUUCGAUUCCGAGACAAUCAGACACAUGGAGGAAGUGCACGGAGUGAAGAAGAAAAGCGUGAAGGACGUGCACGAGGUCGCCCGCCAGCGCUUCGCGCCCUACAUGCCUUAUCAGUUUGUCGCGUAUUGGUACGAGCUGUGGAAACACUACGAGCAGAAAGUCGGCGCGCGGUCGGAGGUGUGGACCGAGCAGAACUCCGUAUUUAUUCUUCAGGAUGAAAGACAUAUGAAGCCGCCGUGUGUGACGGCGGACGGCUCGCUUCCGGCGUACGCCUCCGCUGCAGAAAACGCGCCUGCGAAUCUGCUGAGGCAGAUUCGAGAGCUGGGGGGGUUGCCCUUCAUGGCGAAGCCUCCGCCGCGCGUCUCUGCGUCGCCAAAGGCAGAAGCGGAGGCUGUCGAGGACGAGCCCACGGCGCGAGAGGCGAACAGGGACUGUGGGAGCGCCGGCGCGAAGCCGCGGCUUAAUCCCAAGCGAGAGGCGACCGGAAAAGCCGGGCGCGCGCGCGGCGCAAAAACAAGCGAGGCGAGACAGCUGGGCAAGUCGCUGAGCCAAGCCCUCAGAGUUCGCGGACGACCGAAUCUCGAAAAGAGUGAGAACGACGAACGAAGUGCAGAUGGGAAGUCUCGAAGCAGGCGAAGUCUCCGCCUCAUCGCCGCCAAGUCUUGA
Molecule: messenger RNA, 3372 nt
Organism: Besnoitia besnoiti
Lineage: Eukaryota; Apicomplexa; Conoidasida; Eucoccidiorida; Sarcocystidae
Exons: 9
Coding region: 1-3372 (1123 amino acids)
Biological process (GO): base-excision repair, AP site formation; DNA repair
Cellular component (GO): nucleus
Molecular function (GO): 8-oxo-7,8-dihydroguanine DNA N-glycosylase activity
Source: RefSeq, a predicted model, not a curated record